GCUUGCUUUCCUUGUGGUUAUUAUAUAACUGUGCGCGCGUAGUUUGUUUUUAAAUUUGUACUUGAAGCAAAAGUAUUCUAUAAAGGGUUGGCUUUAAACAUGUAUAUCACCGAACAAGAGCUGAGUGGCUUUGACACAUAUAAGUAUAGUUGCAAAGACACUUCCCCGCUUUCCAACUAUGUGAUGCACCCAUUCUGGAACGAAGCAGUUAAGCUUUUCCCUCGUUGGUUGGCUCCGAAUGUAAUGACAUUUGGAGGUUUUGUGUUGCUAAUUUUACAAUACAUUUUGCUGUGGUACUUCGAUCCAACAUACUAUGCCAGCACAGCAGACAUUGCUUAUCCUCCCAUUCCUACAUGGGUGUGGUGGUUCAGUUUGUUUGCUCAAUUCUUCUCACAUACUUUAGAUGGAUGUGAUGGAAAACAAGCGCGAAGAACUGGAACUUCAUCUCCACUUGGUGAACUGUUUGAUCAUGGGAUCGAUUCAUGGUGUGUCUCUCUUUUUACACUCAACAUUUUGUCAGUGUUUGGACGAGACCUUGCACCAGUUUCAUUGAUGUAUUCUGUACAAUGCAUGACUUUGAUGACAUUCCUUCUCUCACACUGGGAAAAAUAUAACACUGGAAUUUUAUUUUUGCCAUGGGCCUAUGAUCUCAGCCAAGUGUUGAUGGCCAUUGUUUACUUUAUAACAGCUGUGAGUGGGGUUGGUGUAUGGAGAGGAACCUUGCUUGGUUAUGAAGUCACUAUUUUGUUUAAAGUAGUGUUAUAUGUUGCAACAUUUGGUUUUGCUGUGCCUAUGUGUCUGUACAACAUAUACAUAGCCAAUAAAAAUGGAACUGGCAAAAACCUGACAUUUUAUGAAGGUUCAUUACCACUUCUCUCACCACUGUUGAGCUUCACAAUCCUCACAACAUGGAUCUAUAUUUCGCCAUCAAACGUGUUGAGCACAAAUCCAAGGAUUUUCAUGUUGAUAAUUAGUGUUCUAUUUUCUAAUAUUCUUUGCCGAUUAAUUGUGUCACAAAUGUCAAAUACUCGAUGCCAAGUUUUCAACAAAUUUGUGUUUUUCAUCGGGGCUGGAUUCGCUGUUACUUUAUAUUUCCACAAUCCUGUUAUUGAGAAUUACAUAUUAUUGACCCUUGCUAUUGGACUCACAGUGGCUCACAUACAUUAUGCUAUAACUGUGGUUAACAAGCUCGCUGCUCAUUUCGGAAUCAAAGUUUUUUCAAUAAAACAAGAUUCGGAUUGACAUGCAGCACCCAGUGUGACUGCAAAUGAUGCAGUUCAUGCUGGGGUUUGACAUUUCUCAGGUUAUUGAUGUUUCAAUAUGAGCUGGUAUACGAAAACCCUGGAAGAGUUUUUCUUUAUUACAAAGUGUCACUUCACAUUGACAUUCACCAGAAGCUGUUUAUUAUAUACAAAUUAAAACUUGGUCAAAUAUUUUACUAUUUUAGUUCUUUCCUUAUUUUAAUAUUGACAGAAAAAUAACGCAUUGAUCUACUGUAACUCACUUACAUUACUUAAAGGGUCAUACCAACGAAAAAUG
Messenger RNA from Ciona intestinalis (vase tunicate), 1539 nucleotides. RefSeq names its product ethanolaminephosphotransferase 1. The record is from RefSeq and is a predicted model, not a curated record. Gene Ontology annotation, molecular function: ethanolaminephosphotransferase activity. NCBI's taxonomy places the organism in Eukaryota, Metazoa, Chordata, Ascidiacea, Phlebobranchia, Cionidae. Gene Ontology annotation, cellular component: Golgi apparatus; endoplasmic reticulum membrane. Gene Ontology annotation, biological process: phosphatidylethanolamine biosynthetic process.